Messenger RNA from Coccinella septempunctata (seven-spotted ladybird), 2324 nucleotides. RefSeq lists its product as uncharacterized. Bases 188 to 2233 code for a protein of 681 amino acids. NCBI's taxonomy places the organism in Eukaryota, Metazoa, Arthropoda, Insecta, Coleoptera, Coccinellidae. Gene Ontology annotation, cellular component: plasma membrane. The transcript is spliced from 8 exons. Gene Ontology annotation, molecular function: GTPase activity; GTP binding; calcium channel regulator activity. The record is from RefSeq and is a predicted model, not a curated record.
CGACUGUUGUCGGGUGAACUGUUGCAGUAUUUUCGGGCGUUAUUAUUUCAUCAAAUUUCUUUGGCAUGAGUGAAACCUUAUCCGAUUUGAGGCUUUAGGCGAAGACAGCGCACUGCAGUCCAAUGGAGAAAUUUUAACAUAUCAUCAUGAAGCAUAUCUUACAGUUACCUAACAAAUCGUCAUUGCAAUGUCAACCAUGAAGGUUAACAGCAGCAACGACCCCUUCUCGAGGAGCAACUCGACUCGCUCCCGGAAAUCCAACGUGAUCCUCCCAAAAUCUUCCUACUCUACCCCUGCCCCAAGCUCAGCCCCUAGAAGUCCGUCCCUGAACUACCAAUGUCUCGUCGAUCCUUCGCCGACACCUCCUUCCUACCACCCAUCAAUCGUGCCAAAAUCUCCCAUACCUUCCGAACAGAAAUCUCCCACGUAUCCCAGAUCCCCGAGCGAAAGGAUCUCCAACAAAUCGCCAAAAGUGCAACUGAGCAGUCCGGGAAGGGUAGAUGGACGCAACGAUAGGGUCUUCGAUUUUUCUAACUCCGCCAGUGGUACGCCCAAGUCCCCUAGGUCGCCCAGGUCCUUCAACUACGACGGGGAAGUGAUAAAUGCCGAUUCUUCAUCUAACGACUCCUUCAAUUUCGACCUUCAAAGUCCCCCGAAACAGAGAACGAGCAAGAUUUACUCGAGGAAGCAGUACCGGUUGUCCAAGAGCGACUCGAGUAAUUCCAGGUCCAGUUUGGAGUAUCAUUCCACUAAGAAACAUCCUACUGGUGCUUAUGAAGAUAUAGAGUAUAAGGUGUGCCAUUCGCUGGACUCUGAUUCCCAAAGUGAUUUCCAAACCUCUUCUGGAUACAGGUACUCGUUGACCAGCUCGAUACACUCUUCGCUGAAAGAGAAGAAGGGUAGUAAGCCAAGGUGCAACAUCAGGACAAACCCGGUUUAUGAUGAAAAGUAUGGAUCGAGCAAGUCAAUAAACGAAUGCAACCAGCCCACGACACAGCGACCCAUACAAAGAUGCCGGAAAUCGACUUCCGACCUGACCGAUUUGACGGACGACGCUGUGAAUACCACGACUACAAGUCUCAGCAGGCCGAGCUCGCCGCGUAGGAAAGGGUCGGUCAAGGGUGGCUUAGCAUAUCUUGCCUCGAGGCGGGGAUCUAGGGACUCUUUGGCUUCGAACAUGUCCAACGUGUCGAACGAGGACAUAGGACCACUCAAUUUCCAGAACACGGCCAGGGGAAGGCAGAGGCGGACGUCCAAUUUUCUCGAGUUGCCAGUACCGGACCACAUAAGGCCUAGGGUUUGUUCCCUGCCUGAGAAAGCGUACAACCCUCGCCUCAGUGAUGAUUUGUACAGGCUUCGCACGUUCAGUAUAACCAAUAAGGGUGGCGUAGUUAAUUGUGGAGAUUCAAUCAUCAACAGGAGGUCGAGAUCAAAUACAAGUGUCAACUCUACAGCAAGCAGGGCGAGCAAUGUAUCAGGGGAACGAUCGCCUUUCGAAGGGUCCUGCUGCGGGUCUGGCUAUCACACUGUAGACUCGACGCCCUUAGGAUCGCCGGAAGAAAUUGAGGUGCCGAAAUAUAGAGUCGUUAUGCUCGGUGACGCAGGGGUUGGAAAGACCGCUCUGGUCUCACAAUUCAUGACCUCUGAAUAUAUGAACACCUACGAUGCCAGUUUGGAUGAUGAAUUUGGAGAAAGAACAGUAUCCAUUCUACUGGAUGGGGAGGAAUCUGAAAUGAUUUUCAUUGAUCAUCCUGCAUCGGAAAUGUCGGUUGAGAACUCCUUGAGUACUUACGAACCCCAUGCCUGUGUUGUGAUAUAUUCGAUUGUAGCAAGAGCAAGUUUCCAACAUGCCGAGGAAACAUUGAAUUAUUUAUGGAGGGAAGGCUACACCCAUGAGAAAAGCGUGAUUGUCGUCGGUAAUAAAGCUGAUCUUGCAAGGUCUAGAGUUAUCACAGCAAACGAAGGAAAAGCACUUGCAGUGGCGAGAGAUUGCAAAUUCAUCGAGACGUCUAGCGGGAUCCAGCACAACGUUGAUGAACUUCUUGUGGGCAUUCUGAAGCAAAUACGUCUCAGGGAAUCCAGAGACAAGAAGAAGAAGCCGAAAAAAGAGGGUAACAAGCUACAUGGUUCGAAAACGAGUCUUAGCCUGAAUAUUGCCAGAGAAAUCCUACAAAAAAUCUGCAUGAACGACAUAAGCAAGUCCAAGUCAUGCGAAAACUUGCACGUGUUGUGAAAACUUGCAGAGAUUUUCAAAAAACACUAUUUUGUAUAAAGAUUGUGAACUGUUGAAACUGGAAUACAUGUUAGAAAUUUUUCAUUAUUGU